Molecule: messenger RNA, 4851 nt
Organism: Liolophura sinensis
Lineage: Eukaryota; Metazoa; Mollusca; Polyplacophora; Chitonida; Chitonidae
Product: cytoplasmic dynein 2 intermediate chain 1-like
Exons: 27
Coding region: 127-3354 (1075 amino acids)
Biological process (GO): intraciliary transport
Cellular component (GO): cytoplasmic dynein complex
Molecular function (GO): dynein light chain binding; dynein heavy chain binding
Source: RefSeq, a predicted model, not a curated record
CUUGAAAAUGGCGGCGUUGGAGAUGUAAAUAAUCUGAAGAAAAUACAUGUAACUGGGGACAUUGGACUAAGUGGUGACACACUGACAAUGCAAGGUUAAGUGUGACAAUUCGGGUUACAUACAAAGAUGCCAUCAGAAAAGACAAGAUCGAAGGAGGACACAUGGAGACCAGAAGAAUUAGAGAAGUCCUUAAAAGAGAUCCGGGGUGAACGGGGCGACAAGAGGGAUGGCAGAGAACACAAAAAAGACAAGGCUAAUGCAGAUGAUAAAGGGAAAGAUCGUAAGGAAAGGCAUAGUAAAGACAAGGAAGAUGACAGGAAGUCCCGGCAUAAAAAUGACAGUAGCCGAUCACGUCACUCCAGGGAUGAAGACAAAUAUGAUGCCAAGAAAGAGGACCGCUAUAAUAGAGAUGAGGAAAGAGAAGAGAGGCAUCGGCGUAAGAGGGAAGAAAGGAAAUCAAGAGAAGUAGAGGACCAAAUAAACAGCAAGGAUAAUAAACAUAAUGGUAGGAAUGAUGAGCGUGACCACCGAAACAGAGAUCGGGAUAAGAGACAUCGUGGGGAUGAUGACAGAAAACAUGACAGGGAUGGGGAGAGAAAGUCCCACCAUGAACGAGAAAGGGAAGACAGCGAGCGGCGAAGAAAAGAUGCAUCUGAGGACAGAGGAAAGUCGACCAAAGAUGAAGAACGACGGAAAUCUAAAAAAAAUGAUGACAGGUAUGAUGAUGAGAGAAGACACAAAAAGGAUGAUGAAAGAAGGCGUCAUAAAGAUGACGAUGAGAGAAGACACAAGGAAGAUGGUAGGAGAGAGCACAAAGAUGAAGAAGACCGAAAAAGACAUAAAGGUGAUGACAAAAGAAGACACAGAGAUGAUGAUGAUAGAAAAAGACAUAAAGAUGAUGAUGACAGAAGAAGACAUAAAGGUGAUGAUGACAGAAGAAAACACAAGGAUGAUGAUGACAGAAGAAGACACAGAGAUGAUGAUGACAGAAGGAGACACAGAGAUGAUAAGGACAGAAGAAGACACAGAGAUGAUGAUGACAGAAUAAGACACAGAGAUGAUGAUGGCAGCAGAAGGCAUAAAGGUGAUGAUGACAGAAGAAGACACAGAGAUGAAGGUGAGAGAAGAAGACACAAAGAUGAUGAUGACAGAAGAAGAUACAGAGAUGAUGACAAAAGACAUAAAGAUGACGACAAUAGAAGGCAUCACAAAAAUGAUGAUAGAAGAUGGCACAGAGAUGAAGAUGAUAAAAGACUCCACAGAGAUGAUGAUUCCAGGGAAGAUGAGGUUUCCUCAAGGGAUGGGGAGAAAGAUAUCCGGGAGCCUGCAAACUUAGCUCCUGCAGCUGAAGAUGUGGGUGAUGAUUACGAGGAUGACUUUGAGGACUAUGAUGAGGAUUUUGAGGAUGAUGAUGAGGACAGUGACAGUAACAGUGGCAAGCCUCAGAAUGAAGUUGAUGAAGUGUUGAAGGCGCUGGAUGCGGAGAAUGACAGGCUCAUGGCCGAAUCACGUAGAAGUUAUGCAUCUGACUCGACAGAACCUUCGGAUGACAGGUCCCAUCACAAGAUUCCUCAGCAGAGAACAUUCAUUAACUUUGUGUCUGCCAAACAACGAACACUCAGUGACAAGACCAGCAACAAGACACGUGUCAGAGGGCGUGACCUUUUACAAAUGAUUGACCUGGAUGUGGCUUCAUAUGAUAUGUUUGACCUGCCCCCUGUGAAGGAAUAUGACCUGUACAUCCGUAACUUUGGCCGCUCUGACACAAGACAGGUGUAUGUCCAGACAAAUGAGGAUAACAUUGAGCGUGAAAUCCAGACAGAGGAGCUAGAAUCCAUGGACAAAUGGUCGCAGCACCCAUCAGAUGACGCUGUUGUGUGUGGGCGAGGAGACGGCCAUCUUGAUGAGGAAGAGGAAACCAUCAGUAUACAUAAAGUUGUGUCAGCAGACCUGGGUAAACUUAGCCGCUUUAUCAACAAAGCUGGACAGGUCAUCUCAAUUCUGCUGGAGGAGGAGAAGUGUGGGGAGGAGGGUGAGGCCACUAACCAGUCUAACAUCCAGGCCAGUGAAGGCUACUCACUCCUAGGCACACCUGCCUUCCUACAAGGUCGUUACGUACAAAAAAUGUACUUUUCUCCCAGCCAAUCAAAUCUUCUGUUGACUUUAUACAGUCCUAGCCAACAGUUGACGGAGAACCCUUUGCUGGAUCAGAUGGGCGUUCUGUGUGUGUGGAACACCACUGAGCCGUCGGUACCUCAGAAGAUUCUGGUCUGUGAUUCCAUGGUGGGCUCCUGCUGUUUUAGUCCAUCUCACUCAGCUCUGGUGUUUGCUGGUAUGGUGGAUGGAUCUCUGGCGUUGUGGGAUCUAAGAGAAGCAGCCUCAUUACAUCAGUGUGUGAGGUCUGGGGACGCAGACAUCUGCCUCAGACACCCCACCUACAACACAGCGGGUGUCCUAGGUGAUGACAAUCAUCAGAGCUCUGUUGUCACAGUAACCCCCACAAUACCUGCUGUAUGUAGUUCUAAAAGCCUUACAUCCAUAUCAGACGAUUCUGGCUCUGGAGCGUCCUUUCAGAUUGUCUCAGUGGAUGAAUCAGCCACAGUUAAUUUAUGGGUUGUGGCAGAGAUUCCAACCCCUGACCCAGCUGGUUCCCCCUCUGAUCUGGGCCUCUUACCAGGAGGCAGGGUGAAACUUCUGAAGAGCUCCUCUUUUGUACUAGACAAUCCGGCCAGGGAUCUACGCCUGCGGAGUGCCCUGAAGGUCACCUGUCUUCGGCUGAACCCGGCAGACCCUAACCAGUUUGUGGUUGGCACAGAUGCUGGUUUCCUUGUUCAUGGGGUCAGAUUUGGAUCUAAGCCAAUCCCUCGCUCCUACCUAGGCUUGUCAGAUGCUCCAGUGAAUAUCACUUGUGUGGACUUUUCUCCAUUUGGCAAACCUUGUUUUCUUGCUGGUUGUGCUGAUGGUACGGUCAGACUCUAUCAUACCAACUCAAAAAAGGCCCUGAUCACCUGGCCACCACAGGAUGACGGCGUUGGUGUGGUCAGUGUCCAGUGGUCUCGCAGCAGGCCUGCAGUGUUCUACAUCCUCUAUAAUAACUCCACACUGACCGUGUAUGACCUGGUGGAGACUGACUCUGUCCCAGCAUCUGUUGACCAGAUACAGCCAGGAAGAGCUGUAGGUCUGUCCUUGUCUCCAGACACCUAUUCCAGGGGGAGCGGUGAGCCAGGUAGACACCCGCAACUGGUGAUUACCCUUGAAUCCGGGAAAACAGAGAUUCAUUCUAUCACUAAGGUGUUCGUGGAACAGCAGCCUUUUGAAGAGGACUUUCUGACCAGUUACCUGGACAGGUUCUAAGUUUUGACAACAGAGUCUGUUCACACCUGGGCAGUGCUUGAGAUGUAACUCACUUCAGCCUUAACUCAACUUAAGAUGGUUGUAUGUAGACCCAGUGUAGUCCCAGAUGGCCGUGACAACUGGCCACAUUGUUAUUUUGCAUACAUAAGUGCUUAUAACCCGACACACUGGUUAGGUUGAGUUGGGUUUUAAGCUUUUUUGUAUGCCUAGCUUAAGUAUAAGUUUUUUCGACAACACUUUCUGGAAACAUUCUAUGUUACAAGGACAAAGUAUGUGUUGAUAUCUGGACAGAUUUUGAGUUACCAGGAAACAUACUGAGUUACAAGGACAAAGUAUGGGUUAAUAUCUGGACAGAUUCUGAGUUAGAUGGAAACAUAUUGAGUUACAAGGACAAAGUAUGGGUUCAUAGCUGGACAGAUUCCGAGUUUAGCUGGAAACAUACUGAGUUACAAGGAUAGAGUAUGGGUUAAUAUCUGGACAGAUUCUUACUUACUAUGUAACAUAAAAUACUUUACUUCAUUUGCUCAGUAUCUGGAUUAAACAUGCUGACUUUAUAGCCAGGUCUGUUAGGAUAAUACCUGUGGAUAAAGUAGAUACGUAGAUGAAUGAAGGUGAUACAUGUAGCUGCAUACCUUGUGAACAUGUGGAGUAAUCCAGGACUAGGUGAUGUAGACAGUGUGUGUUGAUCUUGUCUUUCACCGUGUCACAGUCUCUAUUAUAGGUUAUUCAUGUAGUCCAGGGAUUAUUUUAUUGUGCAUUGAUUCAUGUUCUGUUCAGAAAUGGUGAAGGUGUCUUCAUGGCUGUUUAUUGUUUUUCCCAAAGUAGUCUUUUUAUGAAUAUCAUUCUGUGUUCAAUCACUUCUUCUUAUCACUAUAAUUCCUUGAAAGGUGUGUGUUUAUGGUGUCUUUAAGAGCACAGCACUUCUGUUCAUCAAAGGUAAGUGUAUACAAAAACUUGACCUUCUGUGGAAUUGGUGGAUUAUAUUUUUUGGUAGGUCACUAGUGGCAUGAACUUCUAUGUAAACCUCAGUUACAUGUUGUGCUAUAUUUUGUAUACAUGAAUAUUUAUCUAUCCUAUUUUAUUAGUUGGAAUUGGCUAUUGGCUUGUUCAUGUUUCUGUACCUUCAGAUGUUCACGUUGCACCCUUUUCUUCUGGCCAAUGAUUUGUACCUGUUGAUCUAUAGACCAGUCCAGUUAUUGCUCAUUUUUCAGGAGCACUUUACUGAUGAUAUCCGUCCAUACUCAUUGUGCUGAACAUGCAGAAUCUCCCAUAAUAAUGAGGACUCAGAUCUGGGGUUCUGGUGAUGUUAGCACAAAUUACCAAGCCUUUGUGAUAUGCGGGGGAAACAUGUACAAAAUAACAAAGUGUACUGUAUAUUUAUGUACAAAAUAUUUGUUCAAGUGAAAAUACAAAAAUAUGUUGUUAGUUUAUAGUGUAAACAGGUAUUCCCUCCACUUUGAAAUUUAAGUUAUUAAAGUCAGUAAUUCUUGUAUGCAU